AUGCAGUUCUCUAAGAUCACCAUUCUUCUCACCGCUGCCGUCAUGUACGCCGCCGGCGUCAGCGCGUCUUGCCAACAGAUCAAGUGCGACAAGACCUGCGGCUCAGGCGGUGCUAAGAAGAACUUCUGCGGUUCCAUCCAAUGCAACGAUCUCAACAGGGUUAUGAAGAUUGCGAGAAAGACCACUGGCAACUGGCUUGCUUUCUGA
Messenger RNA from Colletotrichum gloeosporioides, 207 nucleotides. RefSeq lists its product as uncharacterized. The record is from RefSeq and is a predicted model, not a curated record. Bases 1 to 207 code for a protein of 68 amino acids. NCBI's taxonomy places the organism in Eukaryota, Fungi, Ascomycota, Sordariomycetes, Glomerellales, Glomerellaceae. The transcript is spliced from 2 exons.